This is a messenger RNA of Pimephales promelas (fathead minnow), 853 nucleotides long. Its product is annotated as myosin light chain, embryonic. Gene Ontology annotation, cellular component: myosin II complex. The record is from RefSeq and is a predicted model, not a curated record. Gene Ontology annotation, molecular function: calcium ion binding. NCBI's taxonomy places the organism in Eukaryota, Metazoa, Chordata, Actinopteri, Cypriniformes, Leuciscidae.
CAUCCAUUCUGCUGUUUCUGACUCCAGGAGACUCCUCACAUCAGCAACAUGGCUCCCAAGAAAGUCGAGCCCAAGAAGCCAGAACCCAAGAAGGCUGAGCCCAAGAAAGAAGCCGCCCCGGCUCCGACGGCCCCCAAACCGGCUCCUCCGCCAGAGCCCGAAGUUAUCGUCGAACCCGCAUUCGAUCCCAAGUCCAUCACGCUGGAGUACAGCGCGGACCAGAUCGAAGAGUUCAAAGAGGCGUUCCAGCUGUUCGACCGCACGCCGAAAGGUGAAAUGAAGAUUACGUACGCCCAGUGCGGGGACGUGAUGCGAGCCCUGGGCCAGAACCCGACCAACGCAGAUGUGCUGAAGGUCCUGGGAAAGCCCAGACCGGAGGAAAUGAACGCCAAGCUGGUGGACUUCGAGACCUUCUUGCCGAUGCUGCAGCACAUCUCCCGCUCCAAGGAGCAGGGCAACUUUGAGGAUUUUGUGGAAGGACUUAGAGUUUUUGACAAGGAGGGCAACGGGACCAUCAUGGGGGCCGAGCUUCGGCACGUCCUGGCCACGCUGGGAGAGCGGAUGACCGAGGACGAGGUGGAUCGACUGAUGGCCGGGCAAGAGGACGCCAACGGCUGCAUCAAUUAUUCUUCAUUUGUCAAACACAUCCUGUCAGGUUGAACUGGAUUGGACAGUGUGGGUAAAAUAAGAAAACUAUUUAUCAUUGCAUUGCUCUGAAAUGUGUCAAUCACAUUGUUUGAAUAAUAGCAUUUAAAAUGUCAAACAAACACUCUCUUUGCCUACAGGACUUUUUUUUGACUCAUUUGAAUAUGAUGGCAUAUGUCAACAAUAAAAACAAACAGAUUGGCAUGGA